AUGAAAGUGACUGUGUGCUUCGGACGUACGCGCGUGGUCGUGCCGUGCGGGGAUGGUAACAUUCACGUGCACGCGCUCGUCCAACAAGCCGUCAUGAGGUACAAAAAGGCCAUCGCCAAGGAUGCCAGCUACUGGCUGCAGGUGCAUCGCCUGGAGCACGGUGACGGCGGCAUCUUGGACCUGGAUGAUGUGUUGUGCGAUGUCGCGGAUGACAAAGACCGGUUGAUCGCCAUUUAUGAUGAGCAGGAGCCCCACCAUGGUGGCGACGGCACCAGCGCCAGUUCUACGGGCACCCAGAGCCCGGACCUGUUUGCUACAGUUGACCUUGGUACGAACAGCGGGACCUCUGCCUUCCAGCCCUACCAGGCUGCUAGCGAGAUCGAAGUCACGCCGUCUGCCCUGCGCACCAACAUGCCCCUGCACGUCCGCCGCAGCAGCGACCCCGCCUUGCUGCGUCUAAACGGCCCAUUCAGCGGUGCCGAUUCACGGGUCCAAGCAGAAGAACCGCCGUCACGGAAGAACCCGAGCCGAUGGUCCACCACUGCCGGCUUCCUAAAAGCCCGCCACAACUCGGGCACCAGUAGCCUGGAAAGAAAGAAUAAAGGCUUGGACACGUACCGCAGCUUGCCACGGGAUGCUGGAACGUGGGCCAAUCAGCGGGAGUUUCAGAGAGAGACUGCACGUUCGUCCCUCAGUGCUCAUCACCCAAUGGUGGACCGAUGGCUGGAGAGGCAGGAACAGGUAGAGCAAGAAAAUGGCCGCAUCGAACCGGUUGGCCGAGCAGACUCGUGCUUGGACCAAACAGCCAGAUCUCUCGAAGACAUAAUCAAAGUGGUGGAGGUGACAAAUGAUGGCGGCCCCCUGGGAAUCCACGUGGUGCCUUUCAGUGGCAGGGAUCGCAGGACUCUUGGCUUGUUGGUCAAGCGUCUGGAGCGAGGCGGCAAGGCCCAGCAGCAGGCCCUUUUCCAGGAGAACGACUGUAUCGUCAGAAUCAAUAACGGGGACCUGCGCAGCAUCCGCUUUGAACAAGCCCAGAACAUGUUCCGCCAGGCCAUGCGUUCUCCCGUCAUCAUGUUCCACGUGGUGCCAUCUUCGUUGAAAUCCCACUACGAGCAUCUGUCCCAGGCUGAGCGAAACCCGGCGUAUUCAUCGGGCCGCUUCAGCAGCGACCCAGUGUCUGGGGCCGCGGAUCUCGCGUCUCAAAGGAUGUCCCGUCACGGCUCUCAGAAGCACUCGCAUGCUCAAACGCAGCCUGAUCAGACGGACGGCUUCCCGCCCGUUGCUCACCCACCUGCCAUCUCGGCCGCCAAACCUCCCACCGGGCAGAUCCACUCGCCACAGAGGGCGCUGACAUCCACUCCAACACAAGGAUACAAGAAGGUCGGGAGGAGGCUCAACAUUCAGCUCAAGAAGGGGCCAGAAGGCUUGGGCUUCAGCAUCACGUCGCGUGACGUUCCCAUCGGGGGCUCAGCGCCCAUCUACGUUAAAAACAUCUUGCCUCGGGGUGCUGCCAUUCAAGAUGGACGCCUCAAGGCUGGGGACAGAUUACUUGAGGUGAAUGGCGUCGAUUUGAAUGGUCGCAGCCAGGAGGAGGUAGUGUCCAUCCUCAGAGCCACGCCAAUGGGGGGUACCGUGGGCCUGCUGGUUCUCCGCCAGGAAGACAACUUCCUCCCUCGAGAAGUGAAGCCAGAGGAGGAUGAGCUAGUGCUUACACCGGAUGGAACUCGCGAGUUUCUGACUUUCGAGAUUCCGCUCAGUGACUCAGGCUCAGCUGGCCUGGGCGUCAGCGUCAAGGGGAACCGGUCCAAAGAGAACCACGCCGACCUCGGCAUCUUCGUUAAAUCCAUCAUCAACGGAGGGGCCGCGUGCAAGGAUGGGCGCCUGCACGUGAACGACCAGCUGAUCGCCGUUAACAGCGAGUCACUGCUGGGCAAAACCAACCAGGACGCCAUGGAGACGCUGCGCAAGUCAAUGUCUACUGAAGGAAACAAGCGUGGCAUGAUCCAACUUAUCGUGGCCAGACGCCAUAGCAAGAGGAGCCAGGGGGAAGCACCAGGGGGUCCACUAGGACCUCAGCAGAGCUCAACGUCUUUGUCUCUGGAUGAGCACGAGCGUCGUAUCUCCCACUCCUUGUAUGGUGCACUGGAGGAUCUGGAUGAUAACCUGAUGCCUCGACAUGGCGUGAUGCCUCGCACAGUUGGCAACUACCAGCUUUCCCCGACCGUCAACAUGCCGCAGGAUGACACGGUAAUCAUUGAGGAUGACGGGCCACCGGUCCUCCCUCCUCACAUGUCUGACCAGUCGUCAUCCAGCUCCCACGACGACGUAGGAGGAAGCAGUGGCUUCAACGCCAACGUAACGCCGUCCUGGGCUCAAGAGAUGCCUUCUCCCAAGGACAGUUCACAGACACCGGAAGAAAUCAAUGCCGCUGACGCUGCCUUCCAGCGGGAAGGUUUUGGCCGACAGAGCAUGUCAGAGAAGCGCACCAAGCAGUUUGGAGAUGCCUCACAGCUGGAGAUCAUCAAGACGCGCAAGUCCAAGAGCAUGGACCUAGGUUCGUCCACAAAGGAUGUGGGUCCAUCCUUGGGGCUGAAGAAGUCGAGCUCUCUUGAGAGUCUCCAGACAGCGGUUGCCGAGGUGACGCUCAACGGCGACCUUCCUUUCCACCGGCCUCGUCCUCGCAUCAUCCGAGGCCGCGGCUGCAACGAAAGCUUCCGUGCCGCCAUCGACAAGUCAUACGACCGGCCACCUGCCGCCGAGGACGAUGAUGAGGGCAUGGAGACGUUGGAGGAGGACACCGAAGAGAGUUCUCGCUCGGGUCGAGAUUCUGUGUCCACUGUGGCCGAGCUGACACCGCUGUCGCCGGGUGGAGAAAAGACGACGAUGGUCAACGGCAAUGCAAGAGCCAAAGAUGACAAGAAAAAGGACAAAGGUGGCAAGGACAAGAAGAAGCCAGAUGUGCAGAAAGACAAAGAAAAAGAGAAGGAUAAGGGAAAAGCAAAAAAGGGAAUGCUCAAAGGGCUCGGAGACAUGUUCAGGUUCGGGAAGCACCGAAAGGAUGACAGGAUUGACCGCAAAGGUUCUAGCAAAUGGCGGCCAGAGGAGAUGCAAGUUUCUGACGAGGAGACGCUCAAGAUGAGGAUGGAGCAAGAAAGGAUCCAGGCCAAAACCCGAGAACUGCGUGAGCGUCAGGCGCGGGAGCGAGAUUACGCUGAGAUCCUGGACUUGAGCCGCUCGGGGGAGAGGUCUUCGGAGGAUGAGCACCUGUACGCCGGCAUCAGCCCGCUCAACAACGGCGGGCACAGCAGCCCCCGCAGUGACCUUGACCACUACCCCCGCUUACAGCACCAUCACGUACACCAGCACUCGGAUUCCCACUACACACAAAGGGAGGGAGGGAGGGAGGGAGCGAAAUCCACUAGCAACCGUGUUGCCCCGAGCAACCACGACCGGAUACAGCGUCUAAGGCAGGAGUUCCAGCAGGCUCAGAACCUUCCGGACGAUGGCAGCGACACGGACGAGCGAAGACGCGCGUUGAGCUUCGAGCAGCCCUGGUCCAACGGCCCCGGCACAUCGACGGCAGUUGGGCAGCAACCGGGUCGUCACUCGGUGUCUGUGGAGGUCCAGAUGCAGCGUCAGAGGCAGGAAGAUUCCUUUGCUCAAGCUCAGCGGCAAUACAGCUCUCUGCCUCGGCAACCCCGUAAGAAUCCCGUCUCAAUCAAUCACGACCCUUGGGAGAAGUCGUACCAGAGUGGCGAGGUUUUCCGGACGGCCAAGGAUAAUCCUCGCUAUUCCAGCUACCAGGGUUCCCGCAACGGCCUCCCCGGCGUGACAGGCGUCAACGCCAGAGUCCUGCUGGAGGCGCAGGAGCUCCUCCGGCAAGAGCAGAGGCGGCGAGAGAUGGAGGCCAAGGACCGGGCCUCGCCACUAGCAUCGCCGCUGGCGUCACCCAAGGGCCCGUAUCGCCACGACGUGCCGCCGUCGCCCUCGCAGCUGGCCAGACUCAAUCGCGUCGGCUCGGAGAAAGGUCGACUCUUUUAUUCCUGA
This is a messenger RNA of Nerophis lumbriciformis (worm pipefish), 4047 nucleotides long. The record is from RefSeq and is a predicted model, not a curated record. NCBI's taxonomy places the organism in Eukaryota, Metazoa, Chordata, Actinopteri, Syngnathiformes, Syngnathidae.